GUCGACGAUCUAUCCGAUGGCAAGCCAGUGUUCCGACUUUUCUCGGCUUUUGCAUCGCGUGUGCCGCUUCCGUCCCGACGCCGACGCCGUCGCCGCCGUCGUCGUCGUCGUCGUCGUCGUCGCGUCAUCGCGUCAUCAUUCUCACGAUUCCAUCCGAUCGUUAAUAUCAGUAUUGUUUGAUCGCGUAAAUCUUGCGUACAGCAGCAGAGUUUGUCGUGUCAAAUUUAUACGUUAACCAAACGUUGCUCCAAAACGCACCGUUCGAACCCUUCAGUUCGCUGACGACGCGCGACGUCGUCGGGCGACACCCAGAGAUGCCCAAUGUUGAUCUUAUGAACGCCAUGGCAUAAGAAGCCACAGGGACAUGUGCCUUUUUGCUUCCUAUUGAUCGGCGCGUUCCAACCGGCGCGACCAUAUUUCGCGGGCUGCAAAAGAUCUGACGUAAUAUAAUUCGAUGAUGAGAUCGUCGACAAAUUGUUGGUAAUCUUCGCAUACGAAGCAAGCAACUUUCGAACGGAUAUCCGACAGAAGACUUGGUUCUCGGUUCAGAAGAAAAUAAACGUUUACUUUGAAGAAGAAAUUGACGAAAUUCAAAAUGGACACCAUGUUGGAGAAAAUGGGAAAACUAAAUCUGAGGAUUCCAAACUGUCCUGUGAAAAGUUCACAGCCUCUGAAGGAAUUUGUUGGUCACUGUCAAACUAUGCCAUCACGAGUGAAAAAGUCGUUUUGUGGCUGCCUCCAGGAUGACGAGCCACCGGAAAUCACGUAUUGCGUUGUGGAGCAUACGGGUACGCUCACGUUACAAGCAAUGACACCGACCUUGCCAAUGCCAGCUGAAGAGGAGUUGAAUAAAAUGUUUCUCGAACUUGUCGACGAGCUCGAUCUGACCCAAACCAAUCGACAAGCAGUUUUGGCACUUCCAGCUAAUAAAAAGUGGCAGAUAUAUUGUUCCAGAAAAGGUAACGGUACAUUGGACAACGGAGGCUUGCGCACCACUGACCUUAGCGGGGAUCCCGAGGACUAUAUCAAUAGAUUGAAGACGAUAGCGAAUAAUCCUUUCCCAGAAGAAGAUGAGGAAAUAUCGAAUCAAAUGCGUCAAGCGGAAGCUCUAAAGACUGCCCUGAGAACGCAGCCGCACAGCUUCGUUCUCAGAUUUAUAGAACUAGAUGGUUUAAACGCUUUAUUACAAGUACUAGGAACUAUGGAUACAGAGGCAGCUAACAGUAAUCUCCACACUAGCGUUAUAGGAUGUCUAAAGGCUUUAAUGAAUAAUUCGAAUGGUAGAGCGCACGUGCUGGCACAUCCAACGGCAAUUAACACGAUAUCACAGUCGCUCGCAUCUGAGAAUAUAAAGACAAAAAUCUCUGUACUAGAGAUUCUCGGUGCAGUUUGUCUGGUGCCAGGCGGUCACCGCAAAGUUCUAGAGGCCAUGUUGCACUUCCAGCAGUAUCAUUCCGAGAGAACGCGCUUCCAGUGUAUAAUCAAUGAUCUUGACAAAAACUUCGGCAUCUAUAAAGACAAUUUAUCUCUGAAAACGGCGAUCAUGUCGUUUAUCAACGCCGUGCUAAACUACGGGCCUGGCCAGGUGACGCUGGAGUUUAGGCUACACCUAAGAUAUGAGCUACUAAUGCUUGGCAUCCAACCUAUUAUCGAGAAACUGAGAAAAUACGAGAAUGAGACGCUCGAUAGGCAUCUCGAUUUUUUUGAGAUGGUACGAAAUGAAGACGAGAAGGAACUCGCCAGAAAGUUCGAAAAGGAACAUGUGGACACUAAGAGUGCUAGCGCCAUGUUCGAGCUUUUGCGACGGAAACUCAGCCACACUGCUGCUUAUCCUCAUCUUCUUAGCUUACUUGAACAUUGUCUUUUGUUACCACUGGAUUAUGGUUCGCAUCCUCAACAUUGGCUGUUGUUCGAUCGAAUCGUUCAGCAGAUCGUUUUACAAUCCGAAAGCAACGAAACGGGAUUAGUAAGAAACCCCGAUGUGGCCCCAAUUGAAAUAAAUGUAAAAGAGAUUGUUCACCUUCUCGCAAAAGAAGAGGAACUUGUGGCAGCAAGAAAGAAAGCCGAAGAGAUGGAACGCGAAAAUUUGGACAUGUCUACGAGAUUGGCUAAGAAGGAGCAAGAACUAGAUUUGAGGUCUCAAGAAAAGGAAGAUAUGGAAGCAAGUUUAGCAAGGAUCAAAGAACGUCUUGAAAAAGAGAUAUCGAUGCACAUAGAGACAAAACAAAAAAUUUCAGAAUUGCAAGAUAACCUCGAGACGUUAUCGCGACAAAUUAACAACGAAAAAUCUGAAAGGAAACGUCUAGAGCAACUAGUGGCUUCAGGAAGUUUGCCAGACGACGCGAAAGCCACUUUAAAAAUUGUGGAAGAUGACGUACUGGAGAAGCUUGAGACUAAAUCCACCCCGCCGCCACCACCACCUCCUCCAUUAGCACCCCCGCCACCUCCCUGUUUAAUGCCGACUGCUCCUCCACCCAUGAAGGUGGAGAUAAUAAAGAAUGUUCCACAACCGAGUAAUCCUUUAAAAUCGUUCAACUGGUCCAAGAUACCUGAGCAGAAAUUGCAGGGUACAAUAUGGUCAGAGCUGGACGAUACGAAGCUCUACAACGUAAUGGAUCUCGAGUCUAUCGAUAAGAUCUUUUGCGCUUAUCAAAAGAAUGGCGUUUCCACGGAAGGCUCGAUAGAAGACUUGAGAACAUUAGGAAAGAAUAAGAAGACGAUGUCGGUAAUCGAUUCAAGAAGAGCGCAGAAUUGCACUAUACUAUUGUCGAAAUUGAAGAUGUCCGAUAAUGAGAUUACCAGAACGAUAUUGUCGAUGGAUCAACAGAAUAUUUUGCACAUCGAUAUGGUGGAACAGUUGCUAAAGUACAUACCAUCUUCAGAAGAGGCUGCCUCGUUAGAUAUCCACCAAAAGGAAUUGCAAAACAGGGCUGACUGUUUCUUGUAUCAAAUAUCAAAGGUGCCGCAUUAUGAACAAAGAUUGCGUUCUCUUCAUUACAAAAAAAAAUUCGCAGCUAGUAUUGCGGAACUGACGCCAAGGAUGCGAGCAGUUUUAGAAGCGAGCCGACAAGUGGCCAGAUCAAGAAGACUCAGAAAACUUUUGGAAUUAGUUUUAGCAUUGGGAAAUUACGUGAAUCGUGGGAACGCGCGGGGUAACGCGUGCGGCUUUCGAUUAGCUUCUUUGAAUCGUCUAGUCGAUACCAAGUCUUCUUGCUCCAAGGGUACGACUUUACUACAUUAUCUUGUGCAGAUUCUAGAAGCCAGAUUCAGAGAAGUCUUAGAAAUCGAAGAGGAUAUGCCGCAUGUUAAAACAGCUGCUAAAGUUAGUAUGGCCGAUUUGCAGAAGGAAGUGGCCAACUUAAAAAAUGGAUUGCAGGAUGUUCAAAGAGAAAUAGAAUUUCAUCGAGGUCAAUCUCAGGUACUUCAGGGUGACAUGUUUUUACCGGCGAUGAGGGACUUCCAGGCGCAAGCCACAUGUAGAUUAGCAGAGGCGGAAGACUUAUUCCAAGACAUGAAAACUAGGUUUGAUCGAGCAGUGAGACUGUUCGGUGAAGAUUCGGCUGGCGUUCAACCAGAUGAAUUCUUUGGCAUUUUUGAAAACUUUUUACAAGCCCUAGCUGAAGCGAGACAAGAUGUAGAAAACAUGAGGAAGAAAAUCGAAGAAGAAGAACGUAGAGCGAAACAAGAACAGGAACUCCGGAAGAGAACAAUAGAGAGAAAAAACUCGCGGGAGGGUAUAUUAAACAGUAUAUCGCUAAGUAAGAAGAAUGAAGCAAACAGUAACGGACAACAGAAUGAUAACAAAGGCGAAUUCGACGACUUGAUAUCUGCUCUUCGAACUGGUGAUGUGUUCGGCGAGGAUAUCGCUAAAUUCAAAAGGUCAAAACGACGACCUGUUACACCUAGCGGUCCGGAAUCACGCAGACAUAGCACUCAGAAGGAAGAUUCUCGAGAACGUCAUUAGUACCUUAAAUUUGGAUCUGUCGACAGAUCAAUCAUUUUCCAGCACAUAAAUUUUUCACAUACAAAAUAAACAUUUGUUUAUUAAAAAUUUAUCGCGUUUAAAAGCACAUUAUAAAUAAUUUAAUUACAAAUACAUUUUAUAAAAGUUAAUUAUAUAAGUAACAUUCCACAAAAAUAUUUAUAGGCGUUUCGCAGACGAUUUGACAUUACACACACGAAAGUCAUAUUAAUUUAACAGUGCAUUUCUAUAUAUCUGCAUCUAUCUAUGAAACGUAAAAUGUUUGUUUGAAUUCAACUCAAAAACAUUUAUACUUAUGUUAAAUAUAAAUCUUUUAAUGCUCAAAUAUAAUGCUUUUCGUAAAAAUUUUUUAUGAGAAAAUUUCCUCUGUUGAAUUUUGUUAGAUUUUCUUGCAGAAAUUUAU
Temnothorax curvispinosus is the source of this 4385-nucleotide messenger RNA. It is a transcript of the gene DAAM, whose product is annotated as disheveled-associated activator of morphogenesis 1. Lineage: Eukaryota; Metazoa; Arthropoda; Insecta; Hymenoptera; Formicidae. The record is from RefSeq and is a predicted model, not a curated record. The transcript has 13 exons. Gene Ontology annotation, biological process: actin cytoskeleton organization; positive regulation of actin filament polymerization. The coding region runs from base 596 to 3964 and encodes 1122 amino acids. Gene Ontology annotation, molecular function: small GTPase binding; actin binding.